CCUGCAGUCCCUGCCGCCGUCCGAAGAGCUAGAGCCGCGAACGCCGAGCCGGUGCCCGCCAUGAGGGAGAUCGUGCACAUCCAGGCGGGCCAGUGCGGGAACCAGAUCGGCACCAAGUUUUGGGAAGUGAUCAGCGAUGAGCACGGCAUCGACCCGGCCGGAGGCUACGUGGGCGACUCGGCGCUGCAGCUGGAGAGGAUCAAUGUCUACUACAACGAGUCGUCGUCUCAGAAAUACGUGCCCAGGGCCGCCCUGGUGGACUUGGAGCCAGGCACCAUGGACAGUGUACGCUCUGGGCCCUUCGGGCAACUCUUCCGACCUGACAACUUCAUCUUCGGACAAACCGGUGCAGGAAACAACUGGGCAAAGGGCCACUACACAGAAGGGGCAGAGCUGGUGGACUCGGUGCUGGACGUGGUGAGGAAGGAGUGUGAGCACUGCGACUGUCUGCAGGGCUUCCAGCUCACCCACUCCCUGGGCGGAGGGACGGGCUCGGGCAUGGGCACUCUGCUCAUCAGCAAGGUCCGAGAGGAGUACCCCGACAGGAUCAUGAACACCUUCAGCGUCAUGCCUUCCCCCAAAGUCUCCGACACGGUGGUGGAGCCUUACAACGCCACCCUGUCCGUCCACCAGCUGGUGGAGAACACGGACGAGACGUACUGCAUCGACAACGAGGCCCUGUACGACAUCUGCUUCCGCACCCUGAAGCUCACCACCCCCACCUACGGGGACCUCAACCACCUGGUGUCGGCCACCAUGAGCGGGGUGACCACCUCCCUGCGCUUCCCGGGCCAGCUCAACGCCGACCUGCGCAAGCUGGCCGUCAACAUGGUGCCCUUCCCUCGACUGCACUUCUUCAUGCCCGGCUUCGCCCCCCUGACGGCUAGAGGCAGCCAGCAGUACCGGGCCCUGACGGUCCCCGAGCUGACCCAGCAGAUGUUCGACGCCAAGAACAUGAUGGCGGCUUGUGAUCCCAGACAUGGGCGCUACCUCACCGUGGCCACUGUUUUCCGGGGCCCCAUGUCCAUGAAGGAGGUGGACGAGCAGAUGCUGGCCAUUCAGAACAAGAACAGCAGCUACUUCGUCGAGUGGAUCCCCAACAACGUCAAGGUAGCCGUGUGCGACAUCCCCCCUCGGGGCCUCAAGAUGGCCUCCACCUUCAUCGGCAACAGCACGGCCAUCCAGGAGCUGUUCAAGCGCAUCUCCGAGCAGUUUUCUGCCAUGUUCCGCCGAAAGGCCUUCCUGCACUGGUUCACGGGCGAGGGGAUGGAUGAGAUGGAGUUCACAGAGGCCGAGAGCAACAUGAACGACCUGGUGUCAGAAUACCAGCAGUAUCAAGAAGCUACGGCCAAUGAUGGAGAAGAAACUUUUGAAGAUGAUGAAGAAGAAAUCAAUGAAUAGAGGAGUGUCCCUGUCUCCAAUACUCUAUAUUUCUUUCAGAUGUUCUUUUUUUUUUUUUUUUUCUCCCUUCCAGGGUUAUCUCUGGGGCUCGGUGCCUGCACUACGAAUCCACUGCUCCUGGCAGCCUUUUUUUUUUUUUCUUUCUUUUCUAUUUUAUGUUGGAUAGGACAGAUAGAAAUUGAGAGAGGAAGGGGAGAUAGAGAGGGAGAGAGAAAGAUAAGACACCUGCAGAUCUGCUUCACGGCAUGUGAAGUGAUUCCCCACUCCUACCCCUGCAGGUGGGGAGGCGGGGUCUUUGCUCAGUGCCAUGUGCACUUAACCGGGUGCACCACUGCCCGCCCCCUCUCAGAUGUUCUUUCUCUAACUCUGAUGCUUCUUAACCCCAGUGGCCCCUGCAUAGUGCACUACUCUAAAUGUGUCAGUACAGAACCCUCACAAGUGCAAUCUAAGUGUAGAGUAAUGUACAUUGAAAUAGCAGAGAACUGGCCGUCCUACCUAGUCAGCAGAUGAGGCUACUAAGGUUUUUCUUUCUUUUUUUUUUUUUAACCAGAGCACUGCUCAGCUCUGGUUUAUGGUGGUACAGGGAUUGAACCUGGGGCUUUGGAGCCUCAGGCAUGAGAGUCUCUUUGCAUAACUAUUAUGCUAUCUACCCCUGCCCCCCAGCUACUAAGAUUUUUUUUUUUUCUGCUGGAAGACUUGCACCAACUCAUGUGCCAUAAAUAAAGGGCUGAAUAAAUCCUAUUUCUAUUUGGUGUCCACCUAUGUCUGAAAAUUAGCCAGGGAGUUAGUUAGACAUAGUAUUUUUCAUUCUUUGUGAAGAAAACCAAAGCUGUGCAGUGUUGCCUUAUACUGAAUAUGCAAUAUUGAACUUGAAACAACCUACUAUUCAUAAUAAAACACUAAGACUCUU
Molecule: messenger RNA, 2311 nt
Organism: Erinaceus europaeus (western European hedgehog)
Lineage: Eukaryota; Metazoa; Chordata; Mammalia; Eulipotyphla; Erinaceidae
Gene: TUBB6
Product: tubulin beta 6 class V
Exons: 4
Coding region: 61-1401 (446 amino acids)
Biological process (GO): microtubule cytoskeleton organization; mitotic cell cycle
Cellular component (GO): microtubule; cytoplasm
Molecular function (GO): GTPase activity; structural constituent of cytoskeleton; GTP binding
Source: RefSeq, a predicted model, not a curated record